Molecule: messenger RNA, 1196 nt
Organism: Cuscuta campestris
Lineage: Eukaryota; Viridiplantae; Streptophyta; Magnoliopsida; Solanales; Convolvulaceae
Source: the annotation of a GenBank genome assembly
CCCAAGUCCCCAACCGUCGUUCUCAUCUUCUAGGGUUCUCGACUUCUCGGUCCUCACCAUUUACGCACGCCAAGAGCUCGCAAUCACCAUCUUCGUUCCGGCGUCGGCGUCACCAAUCGGCAGCAGAUCAAAAGUCAAGAGCAAAGUCAAUGGAGUCAAUAGCUUCCCAUGAUUCACAAUGUGAAAAACAAAAUGAAGCCCAAAAUGCAUCAAUUACUAAAGAAAGUAGGGUAAAGUCCUCAUCUUCUAGACCUAAGAGGAAGGAAAGGAGCGCACCUUCAACAAGAUCUGAGGUUUGGGCGCAUUUUACUAGAUUUACCAUUACUAAAGAUGAUGUUUUACUCCAUAAAGCUAGAUGUGAUCAUUGUGGUAGAGAAUUUGCUGCAAAUACUAAAAGUAAUGGUACAAGCUCUUUGAAAAACCAUUUAAAAAAUUGUGUGAGCUUUCCUCGUGAGAAAGGGGAUGAUGAUCAAACUGAGUUAAUAUGCGGAACAGUUGAUGGGGAGGGAAAUGUGCCAAUAACUUUGGGGAAGUAUAGCGCAGACGCACUUAGGAAGGGUAUAGCAAAAAUGAUUAUCAUCGAUGAACUUCCAUUUAAAUUUGUUGAGGGAAAGGGUUUUAGAAAGUGCAUAUCCAUUGCUGCUCCAAGAUUUAAAAUGCCUUCCCGAUGGACAGUUGCUAGAGAUUGUUAUGGAAUUUACUUAGAAGAACAAACUAAAAUAAAGAAGUUGUUUCAAGGUGCCCAAAAGUUUGAGAAAGCAUUUGACAGGUUUGAGGAUGUCGAGAGUAAUUACAUAACUGCUCUCAUUGAAGAUAAAGGGAUUCCUUCUCAUGAUGAUUGGGAAAUUGAUUUGUCCAAACUCAAGUUGGAUCCCGUUAUUGAUGCUUAGAGAUGUGAAGACAUUGAGAUCUUGAUUUUGGUAAUCCGAUUGAUGGUGAUGGGUGACAUCCAGUUCUGAUGGAAUUGAGCAGCGAAGUCAUGGGAGCAUUUUUAGUUUAUUAUUAUUUUGAACUUUUUAAAGCUCUACUUGGAUUGAUAUCAGUAUUAUUGUUGGCUUUUAUUAUUCAUUUUGGGGCUCUUCUUUUGUUUGUUUAAAUACUGUUUGACCCCUGAGAGAUAAUAUGUUUUUGUCAUUUUGGAGCUGUUAUAAUAUGUGUUUGCUAUUACUUUCCUUUAAAAAAUUUGAGAAAUAUUU